Molecule: messenger RNA, 1731 nt
Organism: Phalaenopsis equestris
Lineage: Eukaryota; Viridiplantae; Streptophyta; Magnoliopsida; Asparagales; Orchidaceae
Product: pentatricopeptide repeat-containing protein At5g39350-like
Exons: 1
Coding region: 1-1731 (576 amino acids)
Biological process (GO): RNA modification
Molecular function (GO): RNA binding; protein binding
Source: RefSeq, a predicted model, not a curated record
AUGCUGGCAGGCAGCGCCCGCCCCGAUCAGUAUACUCUCCCUCUGGUCCUCCGAGCAGUUACCGGCCUCCCUGCUCGUGCUGGCCUCGGCAAGACGAUCCACUCUCUUGGUAUCCAGCUGGGUUUCUGCGUCGAUGCCUAUUUCUGUAAUUCUGUGAUCGCUAUGUAUGUUAGAUGUGAUAAUACCGUCUAUGCUCGUAACCUGUUUGAUGAAAUGCGUCACAGAGAUGUGGUCUCCUGGACCACCCUGAUCUCUGGUUAUAUUCAGAACAGAAACAUCUUAGAAUCCACUAGACUGUUCCAUGAGAUGAGAAUCUCUGGCAUUGAGCCCAGCUCUGUGACAUUGGGGGUGAUCCUCAGAGCAUUUGAAAUUGAAAAAAGUGGCGAUGGAGGGAGGCAAAUGCAUGGAUUUGUAAUAAAGAGGGGGUUUGGGAGCCAUGAGUUGGUCCAAAAUUCUAUUUUGACAACAUAUAGCAAGUUGUCUUAUAUUAAGGAGGCAGAGAAGCUCUUUGAGUGUAUGGAGGAAAGGGGUUUUGUUUCAUGGAAUAUUCUGAUGUUGGCAUAUUUUUCAGCAGGUCAUAUGUCCAGAGUGGUUGAUUGCUUUCAGAGAAUGAUAACUGAAUUGUAUCCUAGUCUUGAGACACUGACCAUCAUCAUCUCAGCUUUGGGCAAGUGCAGAGAACUUCGGAUGGGCCAGCAGAUUCAUUGUUAUGCCGUAAAGCAUGGACAGAUUGACAUGGUUCUUCAAGCUUCUUUUAUGAACUUCUAUGCCCAGUGUGCAGAUUUAGCUUCUUCCUUCUCAUUGCUUCAAGAAUUUGGCACCCAAACUUGCAGCAUCCCUUGGAUUGUUAUGAUGUGGGCAUUUGUACAAAGUGGGCAGUUUAGACAGGCUAUUAGUUUAUUUCAAAGAAUGCAAAAUUUAGGUUUAGAGCCAAACGCUGAUGCUCUGAGGUGCUUGGUUACUUCAUAUACUCACUUGGGUGCCCUGCUGCUGGGAAAAGUAAUUCAUGGUUACUUCUUAAGGCGUCAGUUAAGUUCUGAAUCAGAAGCGGAAAGGCUUGAAACAUCCAUUCUUAACAUGUAUGCUAAAUGUGGUAAUAUCAUUCUUGCGCGGAGAUGUUUCGAUAACAUGGUAGACAGAGAUAUCGUGGUUUGGAGCUCGAUGAUUGAAAGCUAUGCCAUCCAUGGAAUGGGAAUAGAAGCUAUGAAGCUAUUUCACCAGAUGGAGGAGGCAGGAGUCAGCCCAAACAGCAUAACAUUCCUAAGUUUGUUGUCAUCAUGCAGUCACUCAGGUCUUGUGAAUGAAGGUUGUCAGGUGUUCCAUUCUAUGACUGAAAGGUUUGGCAUAAAAGCUGAGUUAAACCAUUACACCUGCAUGGUAGACCUUUUUGCUCGGGCUGGAAAGCUUGUUGAAGCCUUAAAUUUGAUUAAUUCCAUGGAUGUGAAACCUGAUGGGAGAAUUUGGGGAGCUCUUCUUGCCUCAUGUAGAGUACACCAAAAUGUUGAUGUUGGAGACUAUGCUGCUCAAAGACUGUUGCAAUUGGAACCAGAUAAUGUGGGCUACAAUAUUAUUUUGAGUAGCAUCCAAGCUGGUGGAAACCAAUGGGCUAAAGCUGAGAGAAUCUGGAAGUCCAUGGAUGACAUAGAGUUGAAGGGUAGACCAGGUUGGAGUUGCAUAGAAGAGAAGGGAGGAUUUUCCCUUUUUCUUGCUGCGGAUUACUCGCAUUUAUGA